AUGGACAACGAAAAGUGCCGUAUACUUAUUCAAUUGUAUAGCGCUAAAGAAUUUUUGUGGAACAGCAAAUCCACCCAAUACCACAAUAAAUCGCUGAGGUAUGAUGCGUGGAUAGAAAUCAGUAAGAAAAUGGAUAUACCUAUUCCUGACUUGAAAAAGAAAAUGACUACACUUUUGGCGUCCUACAGAAGAGAAAAAUCUAGAAUAGCUAAAAGUUGUCGUACUGGUUCUGCCACAAAUGAAGUUUACGUUUCGAAGUGGUUUGCUUUCGAUGACUUUAAUUUCAUGAGGGAUAAAGAUCUACCCAAUGAAACAUUGGACACAAUGUCUGAAAAUUCGGCAACAGCACAAAUUGCACAAAAUAAUGAUACAGGACCAAUUACACCUUCUGCUAUGGAACAAGAAAUAGAACCACCAAGUGACAUUAUGAACGCUCCAGAUAGUCUGAGAGUAAAGAAAAAGAAAAAGGCAAACGCUGAAGAAGAUUCCCCUAUGCUGAAAAAAGCAUUUCAGGUUCUCACUGAAUCCGCUGCAUCAUCUGCUGACCCAUAUUUUUCAUACGGCCAGCACAUUGCUAAUGAGCUCCGUAAAUAUGAUUCACGGACUUUAAUAUACGUGAAGCAAGCUAUUAACAAUGUAAUAUUUGAAGCUGACUUAGGAAAAUAUGGGUGUUGUACCCAAAUUUCACAGUCACACUACACCUCAACGCCGUCUCCUCAGGCCUCGACUCCGUCUUCUCAGAUUCCAGACACUACUACUGCUGAACGUGAACCAACGCCAUUGCCUAUGGACGAUUUUUUCCCCUAA
This is a messenger RNA of Pieris macdunnoughi, 807 nucleotides long. The record is from the annotation of a GenBank genome assembly. Lineage: Eukaryota; Metazoa; Arthropoda; Insecta; Lepidoptera; Pieridae.